Fomitopsis serialis is the source of this 516-nucleotide messenger RNA. Its product is annotated as WD40-repeat-containing domain protein. Gene Ontology annotation, molecular function: protein binding. The transcript has 4 exons. NCBI's taxonomy places the organism in Eukaryota, Fungi, Basidiomycota, Agaricomycetes, Polyporales, Fomitopsidaceae. The record is from RefSeq and is a predicted model, not a curated record. The annotation marks the transcript as partial.
CGCACCACGCUCAUCGGGCACACUGGUCCCGUCUAUGCUGUUUGCUUACGCUCCGACGGCCAAGUGCUUCUUACUGGUGGCGGCGACGCAAAACUCAUGAUUUGGAACGUCGUCACUGGAGAGCUUCAACAGGAAAUAUGCGACGUGUUUCAUGGGGCCAUCGGAUCGGUGUGCUGGGUUGACUUCGAGGGGCGAGGGGACGAUGGAUUUGCUUACGGCUGCUCGAACGGUACAAUUCACGUCUACAAAUGGAGUCCCAUCCGUGGUCAAUACGUGUUUGUGUCACUUACCGACGCACACCGAGGGAGGCAAGUCCAGGACAUCCGCUUCAAUUCUAAAUACCGUCGCAUUGCAAGCAUCGGCGACGGUAGCCCAUGCGUGUGGCGUAUUGACGACAGGGGUAUUUUAUCCACGAUGGUGAAGGAUGCGCCCCGCCGUGCGUUCAUGGGGCGCACCGUGCAUUUCUGCGACGACGGCGCAAGCAUUCUGGCGACGUUCUUGGAGACUCAUGAAAUG